Perognathus longimembris pacificus (Pacific pocket mouse) is the source of this 5445-nucleotide messenger RNA. It is a transcript of the gene Pum1, whose product is annotated as pumilio RNA binding family member 1. The record is from RefSeq and is a predicted model, not a curated record. Gene Ontology annotation, molecular function: mRNA 3'-UTR binding. Gene Ontology annotation, biological process: regulation of mRNA stability; miRNA processing. Bases 155 to 3724 code for a protein of 1189 amino acids. The transcript is spliced from 23 exons. NCBI's taxonomy places the organism in Eukaryota, Metazoa, Chordata, Mammalia, Rodentia, Heteromyidae. Gene Ontology annotation, cellular component: cytoplasm; cytosol.
GGGCCGCCAUGUUGUCGGAGUGAAAGGUAAGGGGGAGCGAGAGCGCUGGAGAGAGAAGAUCGGGGGGCUGAAAUCCAUCUUCAUCCUACCGCUCCGCCCGAGUUGAAGCACUAAUGGAAUAAUCAUGUGAUUACACUAUAAUUGUGUUGGUGGAAUGAGCGUUGCAUGUGUCUUGAAGAGAAAAGCAGUGCUUUGGCAGGACUCUUUCAGCCCCCACCUGAAACAUCACCCUCAAGAAACAGCUAAUCCCAACAUGCCUGUUGUUUUGACAUCUGGAACAGGGUCGCAAGCGCAGCCACAGCCAGCUGCAAAUCAGGCUCUUGCAGCUGGGACACACUCCAGCCCUGUCCCAGGAUCCAUAGGAGUUGCAGGCCGUUCCCAGGACGACGCUAUGGUGGACUACUUCUUUCAGAGGCAGCAUGGUGAGCAGCUUGGGGGAGGAGGAAGUGGUGGAGGCGGCUAUAAUAAUAGCAAACAUCGAUGGCCUACUGGGGAUAACAUUCAUGCAGAACAUCAGGUACGUUCUAUGGAUGAACUAAAUCAUGAUUUUCAAGCACUUGCUCUGGAGGGAAGAGCUAUGGGAGAGCAGCUCUUGCCAGGUAAAAAGUUUUGGGAAACAGAUGAAUCCAGCAAAGAUGGACCAAAAGGAAUAUUCCUGGGUGAUCAAUGGCGAGACAGUGCCUGGGGAACAUCAGAUCAUUCAGUUUCCCAGCCAAUCAUGGUGCAGAGAAGACCUGGUCAGAGUUUCCAUGUGAACAGUGAGGUCAAUUCUGUACUGUCCCCACGAUCGGAGAGUGGGGGACUAGGCGUUAGCAUGGUGGAGUAUGUGUUGAGCUCAUCCCCGGGCGAUUCCUGUCUAAGAAAAGGAGGAUUUGGCCCAAGGGAUGCAGACAGUGAUGAAAACGACAAAGGUGAAAAGAAGAACAAGGGUACGUUUGAUGGAGAUAAGCUAGGAGAUUUGAAGGAGGAGGGUGAUGUGAUGGACAAGACCAAUGGUUUACCAGUGCAGAAUGGGAUUGAUGCAGACGUCAAAGAUUUUAGCCGUACCCCUGGUAAUUGCCAGAAUUCUGCUAAUGAAGUGGAUCUUCUGGGUCCAAACCAGAAUGGUUCUGAGGGCUUAGCCCAGCUGACCAGCACUAAUGGUGCCAAGCCCGUGGAGGAUUUCUCCAACAUGGAGUCCCAGAGUGUCCCCUUGGACCCCAUGGAACAUGUGGGCAUGGAGCCUCUGCAGUUUGAUUAUUCAGGCACGCAGGUACCUGUGGACUCAGCAGCCGCAACUGUGGGACUUUUUGACUACAAUUCUCAACAACAGCUUUUCCAAAGACCCAACGCACUUGCUGUCCAGCAGUUGACAGCUGCUCAGCAGCAGCAGUACGCCCUUGCAGCAGCACAUCAACCACACAUUGCAGGUUUAGCUCCUGCCGCGUUUGUCCCCAAUCCAUACAUCAUCAGCGCUGCUCCCCCAGGGACGGACCCCUAUACAGCUGGAUUGGCUGCAGCAGCUACACUCGGCCCAGCUGUGGUCCCUCACCAGUAUUAUGGAGUCACCCCCUGGGGAGUCUACCCUGCCAGUCUUUUCCAGCAACAAGCUGCUGCUGCUGCUGCUGCAACCAAUUCUGCUAACCAGCAGACCACCCCACAGGCUCAGCAAGGAGGGCAGCAGGUUCUCCGUGGCGGAGCGAGUCAGCGUCCUUUGACCCCAAAUCAGAAUCAGCAGGGACAGCAAACAGAUCCACUAGUGGCAGCUGCAGCUGUAAACUCUGCCCUUGCUUUUGGACAGGGUCUGGCUGCAGGCAUGCCAGGUUACCCAGUCUUGGCUCCUGCUGCUUACUAUGACCAAACUGGUGCUCUGGUAGUGAAUGCAGGAGCAAGAAAUGGCCUCGGAGCUCCUGUUCGGCUUGUGGCUCCUGCCCCAGUCAUCAUUAGUUCCUCGGCGGCACAAGCAGCUGUUGCAGCGGCCGCAGCUUCAGCAAAUGGAGCCGCUGGUGGUCUUGCUGGAACAACAAAUGGACCAUUUCGUCCUUUAGGAACCCAGCAGCCUCAGCCCCAGCCCCAGCAGCAGCCUGGUAACAACUUGGCAUCCAGCUCUUUCUAUGGCAACAACUCCCUGAGCAGCAACUCCCAGAGCAGCUCCCUCUUCUCCCAGGGCUCUGCCCAGCCUGCCAACACGUCCUUGGGAUUUGGAAGCAGCAGCUCGCUUGGCGCGACCCUGGGAUCAGCCCUUGGAGGGUUUGGAACCGCAGUUGCAAACUCCAACACUGGCAGUGGCUCCCGCCGUGACUCCCUGACUGGCAGCAGUGACCUUUAUAAGAGGACAUCGAGCAGCUUGACCCCCAUUGGACACAGUUUUUAUAACGGCCUUAGCUUUUCCUCCUCUCCUGGACCCGUGGGCAUGCCUCUCCCUAGUCAGGGACCAGGACAUUCACAGACACCACCUCCUUCCCUCUCUUCACAUGGAUCCUCUUCAAGCUUAAACCUGGGAGGACUCACAAAUGGCAGUGGAAGAUACAUCUCUGCUGCUCCUGGUGCCGAAGCCAAGUACCGCAGUGCAAGCAGCGCCUCCAGCCUCUUCAGCCCCAGCAGCACCCUUUUCUCUUCCUCUCGUUUGAGAUAUGGAAUGUCUGAUGUCAUGCCCUCUGGCAGGAGCAGACUAUUGGAAGAUUUUCGAAAUAACCGGUACCCUAAUUUGCAACUGCGGGAGAUUGCUGGACAUAUAAUGGAAUUUUCCCAAGACCAGCAUGGGUCGAGAUUCAUUCAGCUGAAACUAGAGCGUGCCACAGCAGCUGAGCGCCAGCUUGUGUUCAACGAAAUCCUCCAGGCUGCUUACCAACUUAUGGUGGAUGUAUUUGGAAAUUAUGUCAUCCAGAAGUUCUUUGAAUUUGGCAGCCAUGAACAGAAGCUGGCUUUGGCAGAACGGAUUCGAGGCCAUGUCCUAUCACUGGCACUGCAGAUGUAUGGCUGCCGAGUUAUCCAGAAAGCUCUUGAAUUUAUUCCCUCAGACCAGCAGGUAAUUAACGAGAUGGUUCGGGAACUAGACGGCCAUGUCCUCAAGUGUGUGAAAGAUCAGAAUGGCAACCAUGUGGUCCAGAAGUGCAUUGAAUGUGUGCAGCCCCAGUCUUUGCAGUUUAUCAUUGAUGCAUUUAAGGGACAGGUAUUUGCUUUGUCCACACAUCCUUAUGGCUGCCGCGUGAUUCAGAGAAUCCUGGAGCACUGCCUCCCUGACCAGACCCUCCCUAUCUUAGAGGAACUUCACCAGCACACAGAGCAGCUUGUGCAGGAUCAGUAUGGAAAUUAUGUAAUCCAACAUGUACUGGAGCAUGGUCGCCCUGAAGAUAAAAGCAAAAUUGUAGCAGAGAUCCGAGGCAAUGUGCUUGUAUUGAGUCAGCACAAAUUUGCAAGCAAUGUUGUGGAGAAGUGUGUUACACAUGCAUCACGUACGGAGCGUGCUGUGCUCAUCGAUGAGGUGUGCACCAUGAACGACGGUCCCCACAGUGCCUUAUACACCAUGAUGAAGGACCAGUAUGCCAAUUACGUGGUCCAGAAGAUGAUCGACGUGGCAGAGCCAGGCCAGCGGAAGAUUGUCAUGCAUAAGAUCCGGCCCCACAUCGCCACUCUUCGCAAGUACACCUAUGGCAAGCACAUCCUGGCCAAGCUGGAAAAGUACUACAUGAAGAACGGUGUGGACUUGGGGCCCAUCUGUGGCCCCCCAAAUGGUAUUAUCUGAGCAGUGCAGCCGAUUCCUGAGCCCGCUGACCUCGCUGACCCCCGGCAGAUCCAACCAGCAACCGCAAGUGUCCUGAGGCCCGCGUCUUGGUGGCCAGUGGUUGCUGCGGGGCUGUGCCCUCCUCCAGAAACGAGUCAACUCCGCAGGUGGAAAGCCUUUGUAAAUUUAAUUUUAUUACAUAUAACAUGUACUAAUUAUUUUUUUUAAUUGACUAAUUGCCCUGCUGUUUUCCUGGUGUAUAUGAUACUUGUACAUAGGUAACCGGUGUACAUGGGAGGCCACAUAUUUUGUUCAAUGUUGUAUCUAUAUUCCAUGUGAAGAAACUUUCAGGGUGGUUGGUUUAACAAAAAAAAAAAAAAGUUUUAAAAAAAGGUUUUUAACUCAUUUGCCUCAUGGGCAAGUUUUGCAAAUAGCUCUUCCCCAUCUCCUCAUUUUAGUAAAAAACAAAAACAAACAAAAAAAUCCUGGGAAGUUUGAAUUUUAGUUAAAUGGCCAUAAAGUGGCAUUUAACAAUUUAACACUGUUUAUAAAAAAAUCGAUAUAUAUAUAUACAUAUACAUAUGUAUAUAUAUAUAAAUUGAAAACAUUUCAGAGUUGCUAAAGCCUCCGUUUAUGACAUUGUUUAUGAAACGUGUGAACAAUGGCUCUGCUGGAGAGCGCACUGGGCAGCCAAGCCCCGAUCCCGGGAGGAGCCGCCGGGAGUCUGGGAGUGUGCGAGGCCAUGGCCCGGUGCAUUGUUUACUGCCUACUGGAUUUUUUUCUAUUAACAUGGAAAGGCAAAAUCUGAUUCUUUUAGCAUGAGAAAAAAAAUCCAACUCUGCUUUUGGUCUUGCUUCUAUAAAUACAUAGUGUAUACUUGGUGUAGACUUUGCAUAUAUACAAAUUUGUAGUAUUUUCUUGUUUUGAUGUCUAAUCUGUAUCUAUAAUGUACCCUAGUAGUCGAACAUACUUUUGAUUGUACAAUUGUACAUUUGUAUACCUGUAAUGUAAAUGUGGAGAAGUUUGAAUCAACAUGAACCCGUUUUUUGGUAAGAACAGAGAGUUAGCCAGCCCUGUGCAUUCAGUGUAUACCCUCACCUUUUAUGGUCGUAGAAUAUAGUGUUGUAUAUUGUAAAUUGUAAUUUCAACCAGAAGUAAAUUUUUUUCUUUUGAAGGAAUAAAUGUUCUUUAUACAGCCUAGUUAAUGUUUAAGAAGAUAAAACUAGCUUGGUUUUAUUUGUCAGCUAGUGAGGCGGUAGUAAGAUCCUUUCUAAAUAUUAUUCAGGAUGACUCAGUUCACACUAGUGUUUGUUUUUUUUUUAACCCUACAAAAGUAAUGUUUUGCUUACUUUGUGACAGUCAAAAGGACGUGCAAAAGUCGAGCCCUGCCCAGCCUUCCUACAAUCAGAGCCCUCCCACCUACCUGUAAAGUGUGAACUGCCCUUUCUUUUUGUACAGAAGAUGAACUGUAUUUUGCAUUUUGUCUACUUGUAAGUGAAUGUAACAUACUGUCAAUUUUCCUUGUUUGAAUAUAGAAUUGUAACACUACACGGUGUACAUUUCCAGAGCCUUGUGUAUAUUUCCAAUGAACUUUUUUGCAAGCACACUUGUAACCAUAUGUGUAUAAUUAACAAACCUGUGUAUGCUUAUGCCUGGGCAACUAUUUUUUGUAACUCUUGUGUAGAUUGUCUCUAAACAAUGUGUGAUCUUUAUUUUGAAAAAUACAGAACUUUGGAAUCUGA